UUUAUUUUCAUCCUUACGAAACUUCUGGUCUUAUUUGGCCAAAAAUUUUCCAUCGAAUCAUUAUUGGCCUCUAUAUAUAUCAGCUCAUGAUGAUAGGAUAUCUGUCUUUAAGAAAUCGUUAUGAGAUGGCAGCCAGUUUAUUUCCUCUUCUUGUUGUUACUACCUUAUACUGGUAUUAUGUAAACGAAGCAUAUGCCCGUAUUGCUGCUUUCAUUCCGUUAAAGACUUUAAAAGAAGAAGAAAACCUCGACGACUCAUCUUUCGCGACUUCAACCCCUAAUUCUCCAAAACCUUCUGAUAACGAGUCCUCUCAAAUUACUUUCCAUAAUAUUUUUGAUAAAGGUAAAAUGAAUUCUCUAUCAGAUAUGGAAAUUUAUCGUGCGGCUCCAGACUUGUACACAGAUUAUAUUCAACCACCCAUGACCUUAUACGAUGGUGUACUCAACACUGGAAUGCGGAAUUAUGACGCCCCAGCAUUAGUGGGAAUACUCCCUUGGUUAUGGCUUCCAGUUAAAAGAGACAAAACUAAUGAAGUAAAUAAGCCUGGAUUUUUCCGUCGUUUAUUGGGUUUCAAUAAGAUUAAUCAGUCGAUUGCUGACGAAGAACAUGAACCAUUAUUAA
Racocetra persica is the source of this 621-nucleotide messenger RNA. Lineage: Eukaryota; Fungi; Glomeromycota; Glomeromycetes; Diversisporales; Gigasporaceae. The record is from the annotation of a GenBank genome assembly.